AUGCCGGUGGCUGACAUCAGGCAAGGAGGUGCAACUCCAAGGCGCCAUGCUGGAGCUGAAAUGGCUGCUUAUCAGGGGUCCCGCCUGUGGAGCCGCCACACCAUACACAAGGAGAAGGAAGCCAAGAACGCAGAGGUGAAGAUCAACUGCAGAGACAUCAUAUGCGUCCAGGAUAACUGGGACGUGGAGGAGUUUGUCUCAAAGGUGUGCAUGGGCAGGUUUCUCAACCAUCCCGCCUUUAAAAUCACGCUGGCCGCGCUCAUCAUCGGCAACGCGCUCAUCAUCGCUAGCCGGACGGAGACGAAGGUCGAAGAGAAAUACUACGGGUUGUUCUCUGCCAUAGAUAACAUCGUCUUGACUGUCCUUACCUGUGAGGUGCUUCUCAACUGGUACUAUGGAUUCCGGAUGUACUGGAAGGACGGUUGGAACGUCGUCAAUUUUUUUAUCGUGGCAUAUCUCUGCGUGGGGCCUUUCAUCCCUGUGCUGAACAACCAAAAAAUUUUCCGGGUCCUCAGGGUGAUGAGGCUGAUGCACGUCUGCACGCUGGUCAACGGGCUGGCCAGGAUGAUCCGGGUGAUCCUACAGUCCAUCCCAGACAUGGCCAAUAUCAUGGCUCUGCUCUUUGUCAUCAUGCUGGUCUUUUCAGUGUUCGGAGUGACACUCUUUGGAAAUCUGGUCCCGAUGCACUUUGGAAAUCUAGGGGCAUCUUUGUAUUCGCUCUUCAUCUGCCUCACGCAGGACGGAUGGAUGAACAUAUAUAAGAUCUUUGAGGAAGAGGGGAUCGCCCUGAAAAUAGGGGGUGGCCUUUACUUUUUCAUCUUCAUCACGGGCGGGGCCUUUAUCUGCACCAACCUGCUGGUGGCCGUGGUGACGUCAAACCUGGAGCAGACAAUGCUCGCCUACGCUGAGGAGAAGCAGAAAAGAGACCAGCUCCUCCACCCCGACAAGUACGUGGACCGGGAGUUCGAUGUUGGGGAUGACGACUCAUCUCCGGAGCUGAACUUGGUGCAUUUGAAAGCAGUGAUGCAGGAUACUCUCAUGACGCAUCGCCAGAUGCCGCUGAUCUCCGGCAACCUGGGCAACCUGACUGAAGCUACCUGUGACGAUUUCUGUCUCAUCUUGGAAGGGAUCCAAGAGAACCUGAAACGAUACAAAGAGAUCCGGGAUGAGCUUAGCACAAUAGUCAAGGAGGUGAGGUCCAUCGCGUUCAAUAAGGAACAGGAGGAGGAGAGAGUGCUGCGAAACGUCCAGAACACCAACAUCUCUGACGGCCUGCUUUGCAACGAGGUGGCUGCUGGCAGGUCUGGAGAUAUCCUGUCCACGCUGAUGACUCUGGAGAAGGCGAACAUGAUUGACCCACAGGAUGUCACGUCAUCAGGGUACCACAAGGGGGCAGUGAAGAUGGCUUUCUUGAAAGCCCGACGCCAGUCUCUUCUUAACCAGUCAGUCCCUCCGUAG
This is a messenger RNA of Emys orbicularis (European pond turtle), 1458 nucleotides long. It is a transcript of the gene CATSPER4, whose product is annotated as cation channel sperm associated 4. Gene Ontology annotation, cellular component: membrane; acrosomal vesicle; sperm principal piece. NCBI's taxonomy places the organism in Eukaryota, Metazoa, Chordata, Testudines, Emydidae. The transcript is spliced from 11 exons. The coding region runs from base 1 to 1458 and encodes 485 amino acids. The record is from RefSeq and is a predicted model, not a curated record. Gene Ontology annotation, biological process: sperm capacitation; flagellated sperm motility; transmembrane transport. Gene Ontology annotation, molecular function: voltage-gated calcium channel activity; calcium-activated cation channel activity.